This is a messenger RNA of Otolemur garnettii (small-eared galago), 3551 nucleotides long. It is a transcript of the gene VARS2, whose product is annotated as valyl-tRNA synthetase 2, mitochondrial. Gene Ontology annotation, cellular component: cytosol. NCBI's taxonomy places the organism in Eukaryota, Metazoa, Chordata, Mammalia, Primates, Galagidae. The transcript has 30 exons. Bases 131 to 3325 code for a protein of 1064 amino acids. The record is from RefSeq and is a predicted model, not a curated record. Gene Ontology annotation, molecular function: valine-tRNA ligase activity; ATP binding; aminoacyl-tRNA deacylase activity. Gene Ontology annotation, biological process: valyl-tRNA aminoacylation.
CCAAGUUUGGGUGUGCUGGUGACCCGGUACUGUGUAGCGGAGGGGCGCCAAGAGUUAGCUGCCGGCUCACUAAGUGAGGGCGCCUCAGGGAGGCUUCCGGGAGAUUUUGGUCCCUUUCCAGCUUCUCCUGAUGCCUCAUUUGCCUCUAGCCUCUUUUCGAUCACCACUUUGGGGGCUGAGGCCUUCAUGGGGCCUCCCCAGGUCCCAUCCUCUUUCUACACAGUCAGAGCUCCAUGGGUUUCCUAUCUCCAGGAAGAAUCGUGAAGCCAAACAAAAGCGCCUGCGAGAGAAACAGGCUGCACUGGAGGCUGGGAUAGCCAGGAACAGCAAGUCACCUACAGAAUCCAGUAAGGCCUGGAGUCCUAAGGAGGUGGUAUUGUAUGAAAUCCCCACGGAACCUGGUGAAAAGAAAGAUGUCUCUGGAUGCCUGCCUCCUGCAUACAGUCCCCAAUAUGUGGAGGCUGCCUGGUACUCUUGGUGGGUACGAGAGGGCUUCUUCAAACCAGAAUAUCAGGCCCAGCUGCCCCAGGCCACAGGGGAGACCUUUUCCAUGUGUAUCCCACCUCCCAAUGUCACUGGCUCCCUGCACAUUGGCCACGCACUCACAGUGGCUAUACAGGAUGCCCUUGUGCGCUGGCACCGGAUGCGUGGGGAUCAAGUGCUAUGGAUACCUGGCUCAGAUCAUGCAGGAAUUGCUACACAAGCUGUGGUGGAGAAACAACUAUGGAAGGAGCGGGGAGUGAGGAGACAUGAGCUGAGCCGGAAAGACUUCCUUAGGGAGGUGUGGCAGUGGAAGGAGGUGAAAGGUGGAGAGAUCUGUGAGCAGCUACGAGCUCUGGGUGCCUCCCUGGACUGGGACCGAGAUUGUUUUACCAUGGAUGCUGGCUUCUCAGAGGCUGUGACGGAAGCUUUUGUGCGACUUUACAAGGCGGGGUUGUUAUACCGGAAUCGUCAGCUUGUCAACUGGUCAUGUGCUUUAAAAUCAGCUAUUUCGGACAUUGAGGUGGAGAACCGGCCCUUGCCUGGCCGCACGGAACUUCGACUGCCUGGCUGCCCCACCCCUGUGUCUUUUGGCCUCCUUGUUUCUAUUGCCUUCCCUGUGGAUGGAGAGCCUGAUGCAGAAGUCGUGGUAGGAACCACAAGGCCAGAGACGCUUCCUGGAGACAUGGCUGUGGCCGUUCAUCCUGAUGACUCCCGAUACACACAUCUACAUGGGCGACAGCUUCGUCACCCCUUGACAGGGCAGCUUCUGCCCCUCAUCACAGACUCUGCUGUUCACCCACAUGUGGGCACAGGGGCAGUGAAGGUGACUCCAGCUCAUAGUCCUGCUGAUGCUGAGAUGGGGGCCAGACAUGGCUUGAGUCCCUUGAAUGUCAUUGCAGAGGAUGGGACCAUGACUUCCCUCUGCGGGGACUGGUUGCAGGGUCUUCACCGAUUUGUGGCUCGGGAAAAGAUAAUGUCUGCACUGAAGGAGCGGGGCCUGUUCCGGGGUCUCCAGAACCACCCCAUGGUAUUGCCCAUCUGCAGCCGUUCCGGGGAUGUGGUAGAAUACCUACUGAAGAGCCAAUGGUUUGUCCGCUGCCAGGAAAUGGGGGACCAGGCUGCCAAGGCUGUGGAGUCAGGGGCCCUGGAGCUCAGCCCAGCCUUCCACCGAAAGAACUGGCAGCACUGGUUUUCCCACAUUGGGGACUGGUGUGUCUCUCGGCAGCUUUGGUGGGGCCAUCAGAUCCCAGCCUACCUGGUCAUAGAGGAGCAUGUGGAGGGUGACAGGGAAGACUGUUGGGUAGUUGGGAGGUCAGAGGCUGAGGCCAGAGAGGUAGCAGCGGAAUUGACAGGGAGACCAGGGGCGGAACUGGUCCUGGAGAGGGACCCUGAUGUCCUGGACACAUGGUUCUCUUCGGCCCUAUUCCCCUUUUCUGCCCUGGGCUGGCCCCAAAAGACCCCAGACCUUGCUCGUUUCUACCCCCUGUCACUUUUGGAAACGGGCAGUGACCUCCUGCUGUUCUGGGUGGGCCGAAUGGUUAUGCUGGGGACCCAGCUUACGGGGCAGCUCCCCUUCAGCAAGGUGCUGCUUCAUCCCAUGGUUCGGGAUAGACAGGGCCGGAAGAUGAGCAAGUCCCUAGGGAAUGUGCUGGACCCACGAGACAUCAUCAGUGGGGUGGAGCUGCAGGUGCUGCAGGAAAAACUGAGAAGUGGGAACUUGGACCCCACAGAGUUGGCCAUUGCAACUGCGGCACAGGAAAAAGACUUUCCUCAUGGGAUUCCCGAGUGUGGGACAGAUGCCCUGAGAUUUGCACUCUGCUCCCAUGGAGUCCUGGGGGGCGACUUGCGUCUGUCUGCCUCUGAGGUCCAGAGCUACCGACAUUUCUGCAACAAGAUCUGGAACGCCCUGCGCUUUAUCCUCAAUGUCCUAGGGGAGAAGUUUGUGCCACAGCCUGCAGAGGAGCUGUCUCCCUCCUCCCCCAUGGACGCCUGGAUCCUGAGCCGCCUUGCCCUCGCUGCCCAGGAGUGUGAGCGGGGCUUCCUUGCCCGGGAGCUCUCACUGGUGACCCAUGCCCUGUACCACUUCUGGCUCCACAACCUUUGUGAUGUAUACCUGGAGGCUGUAAAACCUGUACUGUGGCGCUCGCCCUGUCCCCCGGGACCCCCUCAGGUCCUGUUCUCCUGCGCUGAUCUUGGCCUCCGUCUCCUUGCUCCACUGAUGCCCUACCUGGCUGAAGAGCUCUGGCAGAGGCUGCCCCCAAGGCCUGGCUGCCCUAAUGCCCCCAGUAUAUCAAUUGCCCCCUACCCCAGUGCUCAAAACUUGGAGCACUGGCGCCAGCCGGAGCUGGAGCAGCGCUUCUCCCAAGUCCAGGAGGUUGUACAGGCACUGAGGGCUCUCCGAGCCUCGUACCAACUCACCAAGGCCCGACCCCAAGUGUUGCUGCAGAGCUCUGAUCCUGGGGAGCAGGAACUCUUCAAGGCCUUCCUUGAGCCUCUGAGUACUUUGGGCCGCUGUGGAGCUGUGGACCUCUUACCUCCAAGUGCUGCAGCUCCCUCUGGGUGGGCCCAGGCUUCACUAAGUGAAACAGUUCAGGUCUAUAUGGAGCUGCAGGGCCUGGUGGACCCUCAGACCCAAUUACCUCUGCUAGCUGCCCGAAGGCACAAGUUGCAGAAGCAGCUUGAUGGCCUCAUAUCCAGGACCCCAUCUGAAGGGGAAGCAGAGACUCAGAGGCAACAAAGGCUUUCUUCCCUCCAGUUGGAAUUGUCAAAACUGGACAAGGCGGCCUCUCACCUCCGGCAGCUGAUGGAUGAGUCUCCAGCCCCAGGGAGCUCUGAGCUCUAAUUCUCCAUCCCUGGAAGUCUUCCUCAAGACAUAUCCUUGAGGACAAAUGGAUUUGUCAGCAAGGGGACAUCAGAGACUACGAAGUCCACCUCCAUUUUGUAAACGAGAAGACAGACGGGCUUGGUUGCAGUGACUUGUGUCCCUGAGAUGCUAUGUGCCCAGCCUCCCCCUGUGUAGUCCUACAAAGUUAGAGAAUGAGAUUCUGAUAAACUUUAAAAAUCCCAAA